Molecule: messenger RNA, 1146 nt
Organism: Verruconis gallopava
Lineage: Eukaryota; Fungi; Ascomycota; Dothideomycetes; Venturiales; Sympoventuriaceae
Exons: 2
Coding region: 367-1035 (222 amino acids)
Molecular function (GO): oxidoreductase activity
Source: RefSeq, a predicted model, not a curated record
CUCACCUAUGCUUUGACGGAGAAGCUCCAAGCAUCUCCGCUUCUCUGCUCUGGCACGGAAAAUUGAUACUUAUGGAGGACGUAUAAAUGCGUGCGGAUGCGUUCACAACAAACCACAGACGUGGCUAGCGUCUCCGCUCCAGCACCUCCGCAGAAUCGUCCUUGAUUGGACGCUCUGCGGCGCCGUUGCCCUUUUGCGGACUGAGCGUGACGACAACCAAAGGCGGCGGCAUAAAAACGAUGAGCCCGAGGCAGAGUUGAUGCCCAGAAAUGCUACAUAUUUAAGAAGAUCUAUGGAAGAGGGGUGAAUCGCCGAAUCUCAAUCAUUCCCUCCGCAGCGGCCAAAGGUAUAGCAACGGCAACAGCAAUGACUAGUUUCAAUAUAUCUAUCAUAUCUGAUACGGUAUGCCCAUGGUGCUAUAUUGGCUACAGGCGCCUUCAAAAGGCCAUUGAAGUGUAUCAGAAGACGUACCCUGGUGGCUCCAAUGACACAUUCAACGUUGAAUGGAAGCCGUACUACCUUAACCCCGAGGCACCCACAGAAGGUGUGCCCAUACAAGAGAAGAUGGUCAGUCAGAUGGGUGCGGCGAGUGCGGAGCGGGUGCAAGCACACAUGGCCAGCCUUGCUAGUGCUGAGGGUAUUAUACUCAAGUAUGGAGGGAAAACAGGCAACACAAGGCUCUCACAUCAUUUGUUGCACUUUGCAAAGUCCAAAGGCCAGGUCAUGCAAAACGACGUCGCCCUCGAGCUCUUCCGGCUGCAAUUCAAAGAGGAGCGCGACAUAACCGACAUACAAACUCUGCUCGACGCUGCACGAAAUUGCGGUCUUGAUGUCGAAGAAGCGAAGGCGUACCUGGCUUCAAGCAGUGAUCACAAGGAGGUCGACAUGGAAGCAGCUGCCAUUCGAGAGUCCGGAGUGCAAGGGGUGCCCGUUUUUCUAUUUGAGGGAGGUGAGCAUAUCGUCGACGGCUCGGGAGACGUAAUGGAGUUCUUCGAAAUAUUCAUGAAGAUCAAAGGAGACCAGGGAUGUUCAUAAUCAGCGCUGUCGAAGCGCUGAGCAUCUGUUGUAGAAAAAGAUGCCCAUGGCGAGACUCAACGGUCGAAGAAUCACCCUGCUUGACAGAACCGUGCGAGCUCAGCAAUUGCU